Molecule: messenger RNA, 4475 nt
Organism: Alnus glutinosa
Lineage: Eukaryota; Viridiplantae; Streptophyta; Magnoliopsida; Fagales; Betulaceae
Product: protein ENHANCED DOWNY MILDEW 2-like
Exons: 19
Coding region: 201-4286 (1361 amino acids)
Source: RefSeq, a predicted model, not a curated record
GUGUUUCCGGUUCUAGAGAAAAUAUUAUUACGUGCUUGCGAGUCCAGGGUUGCGGAAUACACACUCAACCAAAAAAACGAAAAAUCGCAGCAAAUACAUUCUCAGCUAUAUAAAAAUUUCGCAAAUCAAGAACCAAGGGCUCAAACUCAGGGGUUUCUUUGGCGGUGGCUCUGAUCAGCAAGGGUGACUGAAAGAAGGUUAUGGCAUCAUCCGAUGAUGAGGCGGAGGGCCUGCCACAAUGCGUUUCAAAUUACUAUUUUGAAGACGACAACGAUGAACCCAUUUCAUUUUCUGUUUUGCCAAUCCAAUGGAGAGAAGGUGAGAGUCCAGAGCGCAAGAAAGAACAGAUAUUCCUGCAUGGAACUGCUGACAAUGGGCUUCAAAAAAUAUAUAAGCAUGUGAUUGCAUGGAGGUUUGAUCUUUCGAAUCUGAUUCCCGAGAUAUCAGUGCUCACCAAGGAAAAUAAUUGGAUCAAGCUUCAGAAGCCAAGGAAGAGCUUUGAGGAUACAAUUAGGACCAUCCUGAUAACAGUGCAAUGUCUUCAUUUCUUGAAGAAAUAUCCGGAAACAUCUGGGAAAACUUUGUGGGAUCACUUUUCUAAAGUAUUCAGCUUGUAUGAGGUCAGACCUUCUCAGAAUGAUCUGGUGGACCACUUGCCUUUAAUUAGUGAAGCUAUUAAAAGGGAUGAUACCUUAGCGAAGUCCAAGUUUUUAUGCACAUUUCUCGAGGAGAAGCCCGGGAAGAGGAAACAAUCUGAUGAGGCUGUUCCAACCACAUCAAUGUCUGGAUUUAUAGUUGAUGAGAUGGAUGAUGAUAUUUUAGAUGAAGAAGAAGACGAGUCCAAUGAAAAUGAGGAUUCUGUUUGUGCAUUUUGUGAUAAUGGUGGUGAUAUUGUGUGUUGUGAAGGAAGGUGCAUGAGGUCGUUUCAUGGAACUGUAGAGGCUGGUGCAGAAUCUGAUUGUGUCUCUCUUGGCUUUUCGCAGAAGGAAGAAGUAGAUGAAUUGCCGACCUUCAUCUGUAAAAAUUGUGAAUAUAAACGGCAUCAGUGCUUUGCUUGUGGGAAGUUGGGCUCUUCUGAUAAGUUUUCGGGUGCUGAGGUCUUUCAAUGUGUUAGCGCAACCUGUGGCUAUUUUUACCAUCCGCGUUGUGUGGCGAAAUUGCUCCAUCAGGGGAAUGAAGUUGCUAUAGAAGAGCUUGAGAAAAAGAUUGCUGCAGGGGAAUCUUUUACGUGCCCAAUUCAUAAGUGUUGUGUUUGUAAACAAGGAGAGAAGAGCAAGGAUCCUCAAUUGCAGUUUGCUGUAUGUAGGCGCUGUCCCAAGUCAUACCACAGGAAAUGCUUGCCAAGGGAGAUUGCAUUUGAAGAAUUAGAGGAUGAAGAUAUAAUACAAAGGGCUUGGGAGGGCCUAUUAGGCUACAACCGCAUACUAAUAUACUGCUUAAAACAUGAGAUUGAUGAAGACCUCAAAACUCCAAUAAGAGACCACAUAAAAUUCCCUGGUGUUAAGACUACAGUUGAAAAAAAGAAGGCAACCAUGGAAGAAAAGAAAAAACAAGCUUCAGGUUCAUUUGGAAACAAAGAGAAAGAUCUGUCAAAGAAGAAAAAUCUUGCCUUAGAUGACUCCUUCCGGAGAAGAAUUGCUAUGAAAGUAGCUAAAAAGAAUCAGAAGCCAUCCUCACUUGUGAAGGCGGGAAAUACCAAAAGUGAGAAAUUGUUAUGUCAAUCAGAUAUCUUAUGGAAAGUGAAAUUAAAUGAUGGGUCAAGAAAGCUUUUGAAUGAAAAUGGGAAGUCUGUCUCGAUGGAGGAUGAAAACAAAUCUACGCUUGGCGACAAGUUAUAUCAAUAUGACUUAAUGAAGAGGUCUGGACAAGUUAAGUCCACGAAGCAGGAUAUACCUGAUGGUAAAGUUAAUAGGACUCUGGCAGUGAAGGCAGCCACAAAGAAGCUAGGCAGUGCACUGCCUCCAUUAGAUGCUAAUACAGAGAGGAGAUUAUUGGAUUUGAUGAAAGAUGCUUCAUCAUCAAUAACUUUAGAAGAGGUCAAAAAAAAGCACAAACUUCCCUGUACUUAUGCUUACUCGUCAAGAAAUAAUCUCGACAAGAACAUUACUAUGGGGAAGUUGGAGGGUUCAGUGGAGGCAGUUCGAGCCGCCUUAGGGAAACUUGAAGAUGGCUGCAGUUGUGAAGAUGCAGAAGCUGUCUGCGAACCUGAGGUUCUGGACCAGAUAUUCAAGUGGAAGCAAAAGCUCAAAGUUUAUCUUGCACCUUUUCUUCAUGGUAAUCGUUACACGUCUUACGGUCGCCAUUUUACGAAAGUGGAGAAACUUGAAGAGAUUGUUGAUAAGCUUCAUUGGUAUGUACAAAAUGCAGACAUGAUAGUGGACUUCUGUUGCGGUGCUAAUGAUUUUAGUAUUCUGAUGAAGAAAAAGCUAGAAGAGAUGGGCAAGAAGUGCUCAUACAAAAACUAUGAUAUUGUUCAAGCUAAGAACGAUUUUAAUUUUGAGAAGAGGGAUUGGAUGACUGUCCAACCAAAAGAGUUACAAAUGGGAUCACAAUUGAUCAUGGGGCUAAAUCCUCCUUUUGGACUAAGAGCAAGUUUGGCAAAUAAGUUUAUUGAUAAGGCUCUUGAGUUUAGACCAAAGCUCCUUAUUCUUAUUGUUCCAGUAGAAACACAAAGGUUAGAUCAAAAGAAAACACCUUAUGAUCUUGUUUGGGAGGAUGAUCAAUCUUUAUCAGGAAAGUCGUUUUAUCUGCCCGGAUCAGUUGAUGAGAAUGACAAACAAAUGGAUCAGUGGAAUAUGAGGACACCUCCACUGUCUCUUUGGAGUCGUCGUGAUUUUACUGCCAAACACAAAGACAUAGCUCAAAAACAUGGUCACCUCUCCAAGCAACCAGAAGUAUCAUCUGAAAUGGAAAAGAACCAUCAUGAGGAUAUAAUGCACAAUCAUCCUACAGACGAUCAUGAUCAUUGUGGUGAUAUUUCCAUGCUGAUUGAUGAUCUUCCCACUCAAAGUGAUAGAACCGAAAAAUUCAGAGGUGGGGCAGUUGUCACGGAAUGUCAUAAAGAAAGCUCCCCUUGCAGCAACAGUGAUAGAGGAAGCCUUGAGAGCAAGGGCCGCACGAAGAACCAGCCCAAUGAGGCAUCUCUAAGAAAGAGGAAGCAUGACAAAGAAAAGCACGGAAUAGGAAUGGGUGAGAUAUCAACAGAGAACAAAAUUGAUGGUGGAAGGCCUCGUUCUCUUCCCAGUGUAGUUGAUGGCAAUUCCUCAUUGGAAGGUCCGCAAUCCGAGAUCCCUUCACAUGCAGAGAUUGGGAAGAACCAGCCCAAUGAAACAUCUGGAAGAAAGCGGAAUCGCGAAGAACAACCGAAUGUAAUUGAUGGCAGUUUCUCCUCGUUGGAAGGUCUGCAAUCCGAAUCUCGCGAGAUCCCUUCACAAGCUGAGAUUGGGAAGAAGCAGCCGAAUGAGACAUCUGUAAGGAUGAGGAAUCGUGACAAAAAAAGGCACGGAAAAGGAAUGGGUAAGAUAUCACCAGAGAACAAGAUGGAUGGUGGAAGGCCUCGUCAUUAUCCACCCAAUGUAGUCGAUGGCCCUUCCUCAUUGGAAGGUUCGCAAUCCAAAUUUCGUGAGAUGCACUCACAAGCUGAGAUUGGUGAGGAUGGCCAUCAGCAUUUUGCAGCAGCUUAUGGUGGGAGCCAGGCCAGCCUGUACGAUGAUAUGGGCAAAAAGUACACCAGGCGUAGCGAGGAGCUUUACUCAAGUGGGACUCAUAGACAGUUAACUUGUGUUAGUCCGGUUUCUGAUUAUAGGGCUAGAGACUUGGAGGAACGGCUUACAAGCCGCAUGAGAGACAACUCUGAUAGUCUCAGUUACAGACCAUAUAUCACUGAGGGAGAAGAGCUCACGAGGAACAUAGAAAUAAGGUCACAUGUUCGACUUUAUGGGCAACAUGAUCCUAAUCUGCCAAGAAGUAAUUAUCUAGUAGGUCAUGAUCCUCGUUAUGCACAGAUGGGAUCGAUGCCAUCUACUUACGGGCAUCCAGGUCCAGCAGCUGACUUGUCUUAUAGAAUGAAUACAUCAGCAAUGCAGCGGUAUGCACCCCAAUUGGAUGAGUUGAACCACACACGACCGAUGUAUACUUAUGGAUCCGAGUUGCCUAUGAUGAGCCGAUAUGGCUUUAAUAAUCGUGGAGCAUCCCAACCUGAGUUUCAAGGCAGCCCCAUGGGUUUUGCUCCUGGUCCUCACCAUGCCUAUUCACGCCAUAGUUCAGCAGGUUGGCUAAAUGAGUAGUUAUGCAGCGAAUGUCCUUGUUUUCAUAGGCGAAUUAUUAUUUGUUGCGUAACUACACAAUGGUAGGCGUUCAGCCAUGCAACAACCUACCACUUGGUGCACUUUGAGUCCUUCAAGUGGACACUUUUGUUCUUAAAUGUGGGCGUCUCGAUGUGUUUAUUAGGUGAUUUGGUGAAGUUUGUUACGUUA